Molecule: messenger RNA, 1811 nt
Organism: Athene cunicularia (burrowing owl)
Lineage: Eukaryota; Metazoa; Chordata; Aves; Strigiformes; Strigidae
Gene: SUMF2
Product: sulfatase modifying factor 2
Exons: 9
Coding region: 62-922 (286 amino acids)
Cellular component (GO): endoplasmic reticulum
Source: RefSeq, a predicted model, not a curated record
GGCCUGCUGCUGCCUGCUGGGCAGCGCCCGCGCUCCGCGGGCGUUUGGAAAGGAUGAAGGUAUGGUGCAGCUGGCUGGUGGGACGUUUCGGAUGGGAUUCGGUUCCCCGGAGAACAGGAAUGAAGAGGGGCCCGUCAGGGAGGUGACGGUGAAGCCCUUUGCUGUCGACAGAUACCCGGUGACGAACCGGGAGUUCAGGGAGUUUGUUAGAGAAAAGAAAUACAAAACCGAAGCAGAAGCAUUUGGCUGGAGCUUUGUCUUUGAGGAUUUCGUAUCUGAAGAGCUGAAAAAAAAAGUCACCCAAAAACUGGAGUCUGCCCCUUGGUGGCUGCCCAUCGAGAAGGCUUUUUGGCGACAGCCCUCAGGUCCUGGCUCCAGCAUAAAGGACAGGCUGGAUUACCCGGUGCUGCACGUGAGCUGGAAUGAUGCGCGGGCAUUCUGUGCCUGGAAAGGGAAGAGGCUCCUGGCAGAGGAAGAGUGGGAAUUUGCUGCCAGGGGAGGACUGGAGCAAAGGGUGUAUCCCUGGGGAAACAAGUUUCAGCCGAACCGUACAAAUCUGUGGCAGGGCGAUUUCCCAAGGGUUGACACAGCUGAAGAUGGUUAUCACGGCGUCUCGCCGGUGGCAGCGUUCCCUCCUCAGAACAACUAUGGGCUCUAUGACCUGCUGGGGAACACCUGGGAGUGGACUGCGUCCGAGUACCUGACCCCAGGACUGUCAUCGAGGCAGCGUGCUCAGAACAUGCAGGUCCUGAGAGGUGCCUCGUGGAUCGACACUGCAGAUGGGUCUGCAAACCAUAAAGCUCGUGUAACUACCAGAAUGGGGAACACACCAGACUCUGCCUCUGACAACCUCAGCUUCCGCUGCGCUGCCGACGUUCUGCCUGUCCUGGCCGAGAAGAGCCGGACCAAACCUGAGCUCUGAGGAGGUCACUUGGGAAGACCUGAAGGCGUUUUCUCCUGUGGAGAUGAACAGUAACCCCCUGCAGUCACUUUCGUUAAACCCAGACAGUUUUAAAAAUGAAAAAUAAAUACUUUCAGCUAAAACUCCUUUCUGUGCUGGGAUGUCUGGGCACGAGCAGUGACUGUGAAUGGCAGGCAGGGGGGUUUGUCUUUAAUGUCCUUUUGAUGUGGUAGGUAUUCCUGCCCUCCUUCUGGUGUCCAUUUGAAAUAAACAGAGAUGUGCAUGGGUGUGGGACCAGGCCAGAGCUGCUCUGACCUCCAGCCCCAGCUGCAGCAAGCAAACACUGGCAGCCCCCGCCCUGUGAAGACCACCAUGGUGCUGCCAUGAGGGGCAGCUGCUGGGGGCGAGCAAUGGGGCACGUUCCUGGAAAGGGGACUUGUAUGUUUGUCCCCAUCUCCUUGGGAAGUCCCAGCUUUGUACCAUCUGCUGAGCCUUCUCUGAAGUAAAACAAGGCAUCUUUAUUGACCCUUGAGCACUGGCAAAAUGAUGAGUGUGCUCAUUUCUAAGUGCAUAGAUAACACAACCCAAAAACCCACCUCUCCCAGGUUAUAACCAGCAUAAAGGCUACAAACCAGCUGUGCACAACCUCUGCCACCAAAGCAGAUGGGACCAGCAGCUCUGAGCACAUGGGUGGGUGACAUCACCCCCUCUGGGCACUGCUCACCCUUCUCCACCCACAACUCCCCCAAAAGGGUCCCACUGCGGGGCUGGAUGAGCCGUCCAGACGCAGCUUCUCCAAACCCAUCCCUUACAGCAGGACACAGCCCAGGGGAAAAUCACAGCCAUCUGAUGGAUCUGCAUUUGCACCUGACCUGAGGCCACCCAUAUCUCUGAGAAAAAGCAAAAAAAA